UGAGGAUGGGAGGACCAGCCUGCAGUUCCCGCUCAGCCAGCGCAGGGGGCAGUACAGGCUGCGAGGAGACGGAGCGGAAGCGGGUCCGCGGAGCUGAGCUGAGCUGAGGCAACCAUUAGAUUGUGAAAAUGACUACGGCUUCUGUCUCAGAUACAUACACGUCAGCUGACGCAACGUGUAGAGUCUCAGUGGAAAAUGUUACCCAGAAAUCAUCGAGUUCCAAAGCAUCAAUGUCCCCUUCAGAUAACUAUUAUCUGGCACGAAGGCGGACACUGCAGGUGGUGGUUAGUUCCCUACUAACUGAAGCAGGUUUUGAUGCAGCAGAAAAGGCAGCUGUUGAAACUCUGACUGAAAUGCUGCAGAGCUAUCUAUCUGAAAUUGGUCGAAGUGCCAAAGUAUAUUGUGAACAUUCAGCACGAACUCAACCAACCUUGUCAGAUAUUGUGGUUACUUUGGCAGAAAUGGGUUUUAAUGUGGAUAAUAUUCAGGCUUAUGCCAAGCGAUCACAGAGAAUGGUUAUUACAGCUCCUCCUGUUACGAAUACCCCAGCACCCCCCAGAGCACUUUCUACAGGACAGAAGAGAACGCAUCCCUCGUACAUCCCAGCGCAUUUUCCAGAGUUCCCUGAUCCUCACACCUAUAUAAAGACACCUACAAUCAGAGAGCCAGUUUCUGAUUACCAAGUGCUGAGGGAGAAAGCUGCAUCCCAGAGAAGAGAUGUGGAACGAGCUUUGACC
Rhincodon typus (whale shark) is the source of this 737-nucleotide messenger RNA. RefSeq names its product TAF8 RNA polymerase II, TATA box binding protein (TBP)-associated factor (gene taf8). Gene Ontology annotation, cellular component: transcription factor TFIID complex. The annotation marks the transcript as partial. Gene Ontology annotation, molecular function: protein heterodimerization activity. Lineage: Eukaryota; Metazoa; Chordata; Chondrichthyes; Orectolobiformes; Rhincodontidae. The transcript has 7 exons. The record is from RefSeq and is a predicted model, not a curated record. Gene Ontology annotation, biological process: transcription initiation at RNA polymerase II promoter.